Messenger RNA from Lathyrus sativus (Indian pea), 1977 nucleotides. NCBI's taxonomy places the organism in Eukaryota, Viridiplantae, Streptophyta, Magnoliopsida, Fabales, Fabaceae. The record is from the annotation of a GenBank genome assembly.
AUGGGUAAUGGUGACUAUGAUUCUUACCCUUCUGGAAUGAAUGUUGAGAGUGUUCACCGUGUGGCUAUACCACGGCCGCAACCGUUUUUCGAGUCUCUGAAAUAUUCUAUGAAAGAGACUUUAUUCCCGGAUGAUCCUUUGAGGAAGUUCAAGAAUCAACCUGCUUCAAAGAAGCUUGUGCUGGCUCUUCAACACUUUCUGCCCAUUUUGGAGUGGGGUCCAAAAUAUACUCUUCCGUUCUUGAAAUCGGAUCUGAUUGCUGGGAUCACCAUUGCUAGUUUGGCUAUUCCUCAAGGGAUUAGUUAUGCUAAGCUUGCGAAUCUUCCUCCCAUUCUUGGACUUUAUUCAAGCUUUAUACCACCGUUGAUUUAUGCCAUGAUGGGUAGCUCGAGGGAUUUGGCGGUGGGAACUGUGGCCGUUGGAUCGCUUCUGAUGGCGUCCAUGUUGAGUCGUGAAGCUAGUCCUAUCGAGAAUCCGACGCUUUAUCUCCACCUCGCUUUCACUGCUACAUUCUUUGCAGGACUUCUACAAUUAUCACUGGGCCUCUUUAGGUUAGGGUUUAUUGUGGAUUUUCUAUCACAUGCAGCGAUAGUAGGGUUCAUGGGAGGAGCAGCUACAGUAGUUUGUCUGCAACAGCUAAAAUCGAUUUUAGGACUUGAAAAAUUCACACAUAAAGCUGAUGUUGUGUCAGUUAUGAACUCUGUUUUCAGCCAAACUCACGAGUGGAGAUGGGAAAGUGCAGUGUUAGGGUGUUGUUUUAUUUUCUUCCUCCUCGUUACAAGAUACUUCAGCAAACGACAACCAAAGUUCUUUUGGGUGUCAGCCAUGGCGCCACUGACGUCGGUGAUAUUGGGAAGUAUAUUGGUUUAUGUAACUCACGCGGAGAAGCACGGCGUUCAAGUGAUAGGAAACUUGAAGAAGGGGCUAAAUCCACCUUCAGCGACAGAUUUAGUGUUUGUGUCACCUUAUCUGGGCACAGCCAUCAAAACUGGACUCAUUACUGGUAUAAUAGCUCUUGCGGAAGGAAUAGCAGUAGGAAGAAGCUUUGCAAUGUUCAAGAAUUACCACAUUGAUGGUAACAAAGAAAUGAUAGCUAUUGGUACCAUGAAUAUUUUUGGUUCACUAACCUCUUGCUACCUCACAACAGGACCGUUUUCGCGUUCGGCUGUGAAUUACAACGCUGGUUGCAAAACUGCAGCAUCAAACAUUGUAAUGUCAAUAGCUGUGAUGUUGACAUUACUAUUCCUAACACCUUUGUUCCAUUACACUCCUCUAGUGGUGUUAUCAGCCAUAAUUGUAUCUGCAAUGCUUGGACUCAUAGAUUAUCAAGCCGCAAUCCAUUUGUGGAAAAUCGAUAAAUUCGAUUUUCUAGUAUGCUUCAGUGCAUAUAUUGGAGUUGUCUUUGGCAGUGUUGAAAUUGGCUUAGUUCUUGCAGUUGCAAUAUCUGUACUUAGAGUACUUUUAUUUAUAGCAAGGCCUAGAACAUUUGUUUUAGGAAACAUUCCGAAUUCAUCGGCAUACAGAAAUGUAGAACAUUAUCCAAAUGCACAUCAUGUUCCUGGAAUACUAAUUCUUGAAAUUGACGCGCCGAUAUACUUUGCAAAUGCAAGCUAUUUAAGAGAGAGGAUCACAAGGUGGAUUGAUGAAGAGGAAGAGAAAAUCAAAGGUGCAGGAAGUACUAGUUUGCAGUAUGUUAUAGUGGAUAUGACAGCUGUUGCGAACAUUGAUACAAGUGGAAUAAGCAUGCUUGAAGAGUUCAAGAAGACGGUCGACAGAAAAGGACUACAACUUGUUUUGGUCAACCCCGGAAGCGAGGUGACGAAGAAGCUGAACAAAUCAAAGUUCCUAGAUGAAAUAGGACAUAAAUGGGUUUAUGUGACAGUUGAAGAGGCUGUUGGAGUAUGCAGCAGCUUCAUGCUUCAUACACAAAAGGCCAACCCCAUGAAAGAUGAAUCAGAAGGUUUGAAUAGUGUGUGA